Molecule: messenger RNA, 3378 nt
Organism: Ostrea edulis (European flat oyster)
Lineage: Eukaryota; Metazoa; Mollusca; Bivalvia; Ostreida; Ostreidae
Product: metalloreductase STEAP4-like
Exons: 2
Coding region: 707-2197 (496 amino acids)
Biological process (GO): copper ion import
Cellular component (GO): endosome; plasma membrane
Molecular function (GO): cupric reductase (NADH) activity; ferric-chelate reductase (NADPH) activity
Source: RefSeq, a predicted model, not a curated record
AUGUACAAUUACACCUCAAUACACGGUUUAUUUAUAAUCUGUGAAAAUGACGCACAAACCCCUAGGGUACUUGAACGGAGUAAAUUUCGAGGGCAGUGAUGGUCUUGUGUUCAAAAUCAACAUUUAUUUUUAGGAUUUAGAUAAAGUUUGAUACCCUAAAGCAAUCAUAUCUUCGGUAAACUUGACUAUAAGCGUCAUCCACCAUUUUCAGUACAAUAGAUUAUGCCAUGAUAGAGGUUAGAUUCAAAUGUGGUCAUUAUGUUAAUCAAGGGACAUUUUUCCGUUGUAAAAGGAUAACCGACAACUACAGGUACAAUGCACAAUUACCAAAGAUUGUUGUGUUUACAUAGCGCAUAAUUUUCAUGGGAUCGAUAAUGUAUAUUUUGCGAGCCCAAUUGUGAUCAAAAUCAAAAUUACCUGUAAAUCGUUCUUGAUUAAAAUUCAUCGCACAUUCGUGUACGAUACGGUCCAGCUAUUAUUUAACAUGCACUAUUUCGUGAACUUUUAAAACCUUAUCUGGACUGUGUAUGUCUUUAUUGGGAUCCAUUCAGUGUACGUGAGAGCAGAAACGUAAAACGUCAUUGACUAUAAGCGUCAUCCAUCAUAACAUCAAAGCUUGUCAAUCGGCGACCAGUCAGCUUUCAAUAAUGGCCAUUCUUUCUAGUAAUUGUCUGCGUGGAUAUACUUCUUAACUCGUCAGAGCUGCAUGAUGCCGUGCGAACCUAAACCCAAGGUGGGAAUCAUCGGGUCAGGGAACUUUUCCUGCGCCAUCGCCAAAAGAUUAACUAACGCCGGAUACCAAGUUGUCAUUGGAAGUCGUCGUCCGCGCAAUCUGUCGGAAGUGGACACGUGUCUUUGUAAUGUUACAGUGACGUCACUCGAGGACUGUGUCAAACAAGUUUCCAUAGUAUUUCUGGCGAUACAUUUUGAAAACUACAACGAUUGUUUGUCGAACCAUGAAGACCUUUUCACAGGAAAAAUUGUGGUGGACGUCUCGAACAGGCUUAAAGUCCCCAAACAUCGCUCUAACGCGGAAUAUCUCAGUUGUCUGCUGCCUAAUGCUAACGUUGUCAAGGGCUUCAACGUCAUAUCCGCCUAUGCCAUGGAAAAUCAGUUUGCGGGCGGAAGUCAGGAGGUCUUUAUUGCAAGCGAUAACAUUGGAGCGCGGGAAAAGGUUUCCGUUAUUGCGAGAGAUAUGGGAUUCGUAGCAAGUGAUUGGGGUCUUUUACAAUCAGCCAGGAGAAUUGAAUCGUAUCCCUUGAAAAUAUUCCCUGGAUGGAAAAUGCCCAUACUUUUUACAGUGGGGAUAUUCAACGUGUGGUUACUAUACAUAAUCUUUAUCUACUUUGUCAAGACCACCGCGUAUCGCUGGGAUCAAAUCUUCGUGAAAGUAUUGAACAAGCCUCUCUGUAUGACGGCAAUAACAGUUUACGCAUGUACAUACUUACCAAGCUCUUUUGCAAGUGCCUUUCAAUUGUUUCACGGCACAAAACACAUCAAUUUCCCCAACUGGUUAAAUAGAUGGCUGUUGACGAGAAAACAGCUGGGUCUAAUCGCCUUUGCGCUUGUUUGUGUUCAUGUCAUAAUGUCGGUUCUGAUCAUGAGUCCCACAUACCUGAGCUCCUGGUACCAAUCCACGACCAUAGUCAUUCCGGGAAAUCGAACAGAUGACGUCACAAUACCUAUAAAAACAUGGAUGGUUUGGAAGGGCGAGGCCGCAUGCUUAUUGGGAAUUUUAGCAUUCGUGUGUAUGUGCAUCAUUGCUUUAUCAACACUACCCUCAGUCACAAAAACUUUGAAUUGGAGAGAGUGGAGAUUUGUCCAAUCGAAACUUGGGCAUAUAACAUUGUUCCUCUCCAUGUGUCACGUGGUGAUAAUGGGCGCUCCCGGUUGGGCAAAAGGAGGACCAAUCAAAACGGUGCAAUCCAUCACGUUUCUGAGUCUGAUCAUUCCGUUCUUCACGCUUUUCUUCAAAAUUAUUUUUUCGCUUCCAUGUAUCAACAGUUACGUGCAGAGGAUAAGGCGUGGUUGGGAGACAUCUUAUUCAAAAUGCCGUGCUAAGUGCUCUCAGAAACACGCCACCUUUGGGAAAGUGUACUCUAAGCCCGUCGAUAAAGACACUAGUUCUGAGGAAGAUAUGAUGAUGGGGUCACAUGAGGAAUUUUCCUGUGAAUGUCAGGAUACCUCCAUAGUGUAGGGAGAAGUCCGAAACCUCUAUACUAUACCGUCACAGUACAUGGAGGAGGUCAGAAACCUCUAUACUAUACCGUCACAGUACGUAAGGAGGUCGGAAACCUUUUUACGGUUGGUACUGUAGAGGGAUGGGGUCAGAAACCUCUCUGUUGUAAAGUGAUUGAAAUUAGCAAAUGAAAGCAUCUUGUGGUCACAGGGUAUAUCUGAAAUAUUUAUUUUUUAUACAUGUUUGCUAUAGUUAUACUAUGCUAAGGAGGAUGUUUAUUCUAUAGUCUUGGUACUUGACUGUGUUUACAGUAGUUUAUUAGUAGUGUGUUCAAUGACGUUUCUGACAAUAGUCAAUAUAAUUUUGUGUUUCAAGUAUAGCUGCCAUUUAUUUAUUUUUUUCUUCCAGACAUCUAAAGAUUUUACAUAUUUUUACAUAAUUUCAAAUGGAACCGAUAUCUACGCCAUCACGAACAAAUUUAUCUCAAAUCAAGCCGGUCAUAUUUUUUUCUUUCUUAUUUAUUCUUUUUUCAUAUUCACAUAAUCAUCAGUAAAAGUAAUGAAGAUACAUAUUAAUCAUUUUAUACAUUCUCACACUCUUUCACACUACUAGUUCAGCAUUAUUGGUUGAAUACUUGUACGUGUAAUAUGAAGCCGGUCAUAUUUGAUUUCAUUGACCACGUUAUAGGCAGCAUGUAAACGAUUCUAAAUUUACUGGUAUUUACCUUUGAUAAGUUUCUAAUGAUGGCCAUUUCUUCCUGAAUGCGUUGUAAACAGUGCGCGUAUGAAUCUUGAUGAAUAUAACACAUCUAUUAAUGGCUAGGAAUUCCGACAGAAAUGAAAGUAGAAUGUAAAUAUAAGAAAUAAAUUUCAUUUUUUAGAAUACAUGAGUAUAUGAACUGCAACGCUUCACGCCGGGAUAUACUUUUCAAUUAGCGCUUCAUGAAGUAUACCGACGGAAAGCACCGGAGUGUGUGUACCCUCGUGUAUUUUCAAAAAAAGAAAAAUUUAUUUCCGAAGUGAACAAUAGUUUGGAGCUAUUUACAACUGUUCAUAACAUUGUACAUAUUUAUAAUUACUUGUAUGUCAUUAUACGGUGUAUGUUUACAUUGUUGCAUCAAUUUAUGCCAUUUCAUUAUGACACAUUGCAUGAAAUUUGUACUGAUUACGCUUGUAUAUAAAAAUAAAAGUCAAACCACA